UCAAUAAGAACUUUUGUUUACCAAUUACUCAGGCAACCGAGGAAAUUAUAAUGAGUGACGAUGAUCGAGAUAUCGACAUUGAGAGCGAUGAAGGUGAUGAUUCCGAUUCUAGACAAAGGCAUUCAAAUAAUACCCAGUAUUAUUCUCAAGCUGAAAAACGGGCACAUCAUAAUGCAUUGGAACGCAAGCGUAGAGAUCACAUUAAAGAUAGUUUCUCAAGCCUUAGAGAUUCUGUACCUGUUUUACAAGGAGAAAAAGUUGCAAGUAGAGCACAAAUACUCAAAAAAGCUGCAGAGUAUAUACAAUUCAUGCGCCGUAAAAAUUCUUCACAUCAACAAGAUAUUGAUGACUUGAAACGUCAAAAUAGUCUUUUAGAAUCUCAAAUUAGGGCACUUGAAAAAGCAAAAAUAACAGGCAAUUUUGCUGCAGAGACUUGUGAAGUCACAAAGUCAGAAGGUGUAGCAAUGCCAGGAUAUAAUGACACAGAAUCUGAAUCAUCAGACAGUGAAACUAGCAGAACCGUACGUCAAUCAAAAAAACUGAAAGUUGGAAGCCUUCAUCAUUGACCAACAGUAAUCCAAUAUUUAUUCUGACAAGAAUUUAUUUUUUCGUUGUAAUUAAAUAUUAUAUAAAUAUUUAUUUCUAAGACACUUGCUCAACCAAAAGAAGCUUUGUAAACCAAAAAGAAAAAAAAUCUUUCAGUAAAGUUCUGAAUGUCUUAGAGCUAGUGUACAAAAUAUCAAAUAAAGAUAUUAUUGUUUCAUUUAAAAAUUAAUGAAACAAUAUAUUAUGAAUUAUUUGAAGCAAUUUUCUAAAAUUUGUAAAAAUUUAGAAUUAUUUUAUUG
Apis laboriosa (Himalayan honeybee) is the source of this 845-nucleotide messenger RNA. It is a transcript of the gene Max, whose product is annotated as protein max. Gene Ontology annotation, biological process: positive regulation of transcription by RNA polymerase II. Lineage: Eukaryota; Metazoa; Arthropoda; Insecta; Hymenoptera; Apidae. Gene Ontology annotation, cellular component: RNA polymerase II transcription regulator complex. Gene Ontology annotation, molecular function: DNA-binding transcription factor activity; protein dimerization activity. The transcript is spliced from 4 exons. Bases 51 to 566 code for a protein of 171 amino acids. The record is from RefSeq and is a predicted model, not a curated record.